Molecule: messenger RNA, 447 nt
Organism: Trichoderma citrinoviride
Lineage: Eukaryota; Fungi; Ascomycota; Sordariomycetes; Hypocreales; Hypocreaceae
Exons: 2
Coding region: 1-447 (148 amino acids)
Source: RefSeq, a predicted model, not a curated record
AUGCCUGCCUGUGAUUUACGUCUGCUGCCGCCACCGCUCGUCGGAGCCCGCGGCCGGACCGGGAGCGGAGCCGGAGGCGGGGCUCGUGGUCGGGGCCAGGGCCGAGAUCAGGGACCGGACCCCGGGCAGUUCGACGUCGUCGCCGCGGUGAUCGCGUGUCGGCUGGCGGGGGCCACAAGCAUGGCCAGGGCGAAGCACUCGGCAAAGAACAUCGUGAGCCCGCCCAAGAUAGUCGCGAUCGAGGCGACCUACUGGAGCCACAGGGGGAGCCUACCGGGCGCCCCAGCCAAGAUGACCGUCAUUGUCAUCGUCGGCAUCGUUGGCAUCGUCAUCGUCAUCGUCAUCGUUGUCGUUGUCGUUUCUGUUAUUGUUGUUAUUGUUGUCGCCGUUGCUGUCGCUGUUGCUUCUGACAGGGGAGAGCGAUGGCGAGAGGAGAAUCAGAAUUGA